UCUCCCCCGCCGGCCAUGUUGGCUCCGCUCGGGGCCCGCGGUUAAGCCGGGUCCCCGCCCCUGCCGUCCCUUCUUCUGGUGGGCGGCCCCGGUUCCCGGCGCCCGGCCAUGUGAACGCCCGCCCCCGGCCUUCCGGGGAGACGCAAACCGGCCGCCCGGCGGCAGGACUCCGCCGCCGCCUCAGAAAUGGAGGCAAACGACCAUUUUAACUUUACUGGCCUUCCCCCUGCACCUGCUGCCUCAGGACUGAAACCCUCUCCCUCAGGGGAGGGCCUCUACACUAACGGGUCUCCCAUGAACUUCUCUCAGCAAGGGAAAAGUUUGAAUGGUGAUGUGAAUGUCAACGGCUUAUCUACUGUAUCUCACACUACUUCAGGGAUCUUGAACUCUUCCCCCCACUCCUCUGACACCUCCCACCUCCAUCACCCCAACGUGGCCUACGACUGUCUCUGGAACUACCCGCAAUAUUCGGCCGCCGGCCCCGGCGCCAACCUCAAAGAGCCGCCCCUCCUCUCCCAGUUCUCAGGCCACAGACAGUACCCGCUCAACGGCACCGUCGAGGGUGGCCAGCCAGGCUCCCCCCCGAGUCAGAACACUAACCUUCGGGCCGGCAGCCAGGAGUUCUGGGCCAACGGCACCCAGAGCCCCAUGGGUCUCAACUUUGACUCCCAGGAACUGUACGACUCUUUCCCCGAUCAGAAUUUCGAGGUGAUGUCCAAUGGCCCCCCCGGAUUCUUCACUUCCUCUCCCCCCUCCCCCAUGCUGGGCUCCGGCAUCCAGACUUUCGCACCUUCCCAGGAGCCCGAGCGUGGCGAGGAGGCCGCUAAGGAGCUGGCUCCUGGCGUGGCAGAGAAUGGCACUGGUUUGGUGGGUAGCCUGGAGCUGGAAGGAGAGCAGCCAGAACUGAAGAUCUGCGACUAUGACGAUUCAGCCCCUUCUGUGGAAUCUCUGCACCAAGAGGUCUCGGUCCUGGUCCCAGACCCUACAGUUAGCUGCCUUGAUGACCCCUCACAGCUUCCAGAACAACUGGAAGACUCGCCUAUUCUCGAGGAAGAUCCUUUGGAGCCCUUUGGCUCACUUGCUCCAGAGCCAGGGAGUGGGGGGCUCUAUGGGAUGGAUGACUCGGAGCUGGUGAGCGAAGAGGACAAGCUGCCUCUUGGUGUCAGCCCCGACAUCUCAGCCCUCGAAUGUCCGUCCCUCAACAACUCCACUGCCUUCAGCCUCCUAGCGGAUGACAGCCAGACAUCAGCUUCCAUCUUUGCCAAUCCCCCCUCCCCUCCUGUGCUCGGGGAGUCUGUCUUACAAGAUGGCAGUUUUGAGUUGAAUAAUGGGAGCGAUCCAGAGCAGGAGGAAGGAGAACCAAGCAUGUCAGCAGCCUCCCCCCCUGACCUCGAACAGGAGGCCCCAGCUCAGCUGUCCCCGGAGGACACAGACACAGACGGAAGUCCCGAGUGUAUCCCUGACCUUGAGGACAAGACUGUGGGGGGAGCUAGUGCUUCUGGCAAUGGAGAUAUCCUGCGGAGACGGGUGGCCACCCCAGAGGAGGUCCAGUUUCCCCUUCAGCAUGGAUGGCGGAGAGAAGUGCGCAUCAAGAAGGGCAACCACCGGUGGCAGGGGGAGACAUGGUACUAUGGCCCCUGUGGCAAGAGGAUGAAACAGUUUCCAGAAGUGAUUAAGUACCUGAGCCGAAAUGUGGUACAUCAGGUCCGCCGGGAGCACUUCAGCUUCAGCCCAAGGAUGCCCGUUGGCGAUUUCUACGAGGAGCGAGACACCCCGGAGGGCUUGAAAUGGGUACAGCUCUCCGUGGAAGAGAUACCUUCCCGCAUCCAAGCCAUCACCGGCAAGCGGGGUCGUCCUCGAAACACCGAGAAGGCCAAAGCCAAGGAAGUGCCCAAAGUAAAGCGAGGACGAGGGCGGCCCCCCAAGGUUAAAAUCACUGAGCUUCUGAGCAAGACAGAUGCCAGACUCCUGAAGAGGCUGGACGUCCCAGAUGCCCUGAGUGAUGGAGAGAAGGCCAAGAUGAGGAAGAUCAAGAAGAAGAUCAGAAGGAAGGCCAAAACCCAACGGAAACAAGAAGCCAAAAGCUCCAAGCAGAAGGAAGUGAAGAAGAAGCCCAAGGCCGAGAAGGAGAAGGCAAAGGCAAAGGCAGAGAAGGUGAAAGAGAAAGGCAGAAAAGAGAAGGCCAGGCGGAAAGACAAAGAGGAGGCCCGGCCCACCUGCAAGGCUGAGCGCAUGGCAGCCCCCCAGCGGCGGCUGGAGGAGCGGCAGCGACAGCAGAUGAUCUUGGAGGAGAUGAAGAAGCCCACAGAGGACAUGUGCUUGGCUGACCACCAGCCCCUGCCCAACUUCUCCAGGAUCCCGGGGCUGCGCCUGCCCAGCACCGCCUUCUCGCACUGCCUGACCAUCGUGGAGUUCCUGCACAGCUUUGGCAAGGUGUUGGGCUUGGAUCCGGCCAGGGACGUACCCAGCCUGGGGACCCUGCAGGAGGGGCUGCUGGGCCGUGGUGAGGCCUCGGCCGAGGUGCAGGACCUGUUGGUGAGGCUGCUCGGGGCAGCUCUCCGGGACCCGGGGCUGCCCGCCUACUGCCAGUCGCUAAAGAUCCUGGGAGAGAAGGUGUCCGAGAUCCCACUGACCAGGGACAACGUGUCGGAGAUCCUGCGCUGCUUCCUCAUGGCGUACGGCGCCGAGCCGGCUGUGUGCGACAGUCUCCGCACGCAGCCCUUCCAGGCGCAGCUGCCCCAGCACAAGGCCUCCGUGCUGGCCUUCCUGGUCCAUGAGCUCAACGGCUCUGGCAGCAUCGUCGAGUAA
Molecule: messenger RNA, 2808 nt
Organism: Gracilinanus agilis (Agile Gracile Mouse Opossum)
Lineage: Eukaryota; Metazoa; Chordata; Mammalia; Didelphimorphia; Didelphidae
Gene: BAZ2A
Product: bromodomain adjacent to zinc finger domain 2A
Exons: 15
Coding region: 187-2808 (873 amino acids)
Cellular component (GO): rDNA heterochromatin
Molecular function (GO): DNA binding
Source: RefSeq, a predicted model, not a curated record